AUGAUUCAGUACAAGAAACCCAGGUGGCCUAAAUCCCAGAGCAGAAACCAGAUUUAUCUAGAAAUUAUCCCAGAAGACAACCUGAUAGAUAUGGGUUUAUGUGUCACUCCAGUACUGCAUCAGAAGCAGGAACCAGAAUUAUCUAGAAAUCAUCCCAGAAGACAACCUGAUAGAUAUGGGUUUAUGUGUCACUCCAGUACUGCAUCAGAAGAGAUCAUAUCCUCAGAGGCUCUUGCGGGACCUGAGAGUGAGCAGUGGAAGGGCGCCAUGGCCGACGAGCUGCAAUCUUUUGAGGACAACGAUGCUUGGGAGCUCGUUGACAACCCAGAUAUUGUAAGGAUGAUAGCAAGCUAUCAUCAUGGUGACUGGGCUAGUGAUGAUUCAGACAGGAAGUCUUAUACAGGCUUUUGCUUCACAAUGUCUGGAUCAGUCAUUUCAUGGCAAAGCAGAAAGCAGAAGACUGUAUCCCUUUACAGCACAGAAGCAGAAUAUACUGUGCUGUCUGAGGCAGCCCGAGAAGCAGUGUAUCUUAGAAACCUUCUUCAUGAAAUUAUAG
Messenger RNA from Leptinotarsa decemlineata (Colorado potato beetle), 556 nucleotides. RefSeq lists its product as uncharacterized. Lineage: Eukaryota; Metazoa; Arthropoda; Insecta; Coleoptera; Chrysomelidae. The record is from RefSeq and is a predicted model, not a curated record.